AUGACCGGCCCUUCAAGCCGAUUCGAUGAUGGCCGCGUCGCCGAAGGUCAAUCUGGUAACGACGGUAAUGAAGAAGACUACGACUGUGACUACUACCACUACGAUUACUAUAACUACGAUUACUAUAACUACGACUGCGACGAUGAAAAUGAUGGCGACUAUGAAGAUGAAGCCGAAGACCACGACAACCACGGCUAUGACCACGACCACAAUAAACAACAGGAAGUCGCCCAGGGAAACGACGACGGUGACGGCAACGAUGACGUAGAAGAACUAGACGACGAGUUUGAAUAUGUCGUUACUGACAUGCAAGGCCAUCUUUGGUUUCAACCAUGGGCACUUCCAAAGCUCAGGCGCCAAAAUAACAUCCUUGACUGGCAUUCUCGUCAUGAGGCAUACGAACCUCUCUGGGCCGACAGCGAGAUAGAAGACGCCUAUUGCAUGGCAAUCGAGAAGGUCUCUGAUUUCAACAACCUUCCGCUUUGGUCUGGGGUUAGCUCGAUGGAGAACGACGUCGUUAACGACGACAUUGAUUUCGAUUUACAUCUUGACAAGAACGUCUACACCACUACCGACGUACGUUCAUUCGAAGAAGCCCAGAAGAAGUUUAGCUUCAUCCGCAGACACUUGUCCGAUGUCUACGAGGUCAACCGCUUCCUUCGAUCUGCAAGUCCAUCGAGUGUCGAGAUCUUCAAGAAGAUUACCCAGGGGUACGACAUCGUCCUUCUAUCACCGGCGACGAGAAACAGAUCAAACACUUUCCAUUAUCGCGACGUUGUAUUUCAAGAGGCACUCGAGUUCAUGUCAACCUUGCCAGACGAAGUCCAGUCUCAAGCGAAGACCAAAAUGGCUAAGAUCCAGUCGGACCUGGAGUACACUGACGAAAUUUCCAAACACGUCGUCCAGGCCAUGCAAUACCAUGAAGCGAUCACCGACCAUAGCCGUCGUAACCUCGACAAUGUAGUUUCAUUCACCCGACAGACGAUCUCCCGGAAUGGUUUCUCCAGCCUCUAUCCCACCGUCAAGUAUACUGCGCUACCUGCCCAGGAUAUUCAAUUCCCUACACACACGACGUCGUCUGCAUCUGAAAACAAAGGGGGUGAAAGGAAAUCUGACGCAUCCCCUCUCUUGGGACCAUCAAACUUUGAAAGCUUCCAUGAGUGGCUUGAAUACUAUAUAUCAAAAAAUCCAUUUGAAGUUCCAGACGCCGACAACAGGGUUGAUUCAUGA
Fusarium venenatum is the source of this 1230-nucleotide messenger RNA. RefSeq lists its product as uncharacterized. NCBI's taxonomy places the organism in Eukaryota, Fungi, Ascomycota, Sordariomycetes, Hypocreales, Nectriaceae. The record is from RefSeq and is a predicted model, not a curated record.